AUGGCUGCUGGAAGGUUACUGCUGUAUGCUGGCCUCUCGUUAGCUCUGUGUGCCCUGGGCAUGCUGGCUGUGGCAAUCUGCUCUGACCAUUGGUACGAAACUGAUGCCAGGAAGCACAGAGAGAGGUGCAAGAGCAUCACCACUAAGAGAAAUGAUCCUGGCUUCAUUUAUAACUCCAACAACAACCUGCCUCUCAGGGCCAGCAGGUCUAGGUUGGGCCGCUGGGAAGGGAAACUCCUCUUGGCAAGAAACAGGAGGCAGAUCUUUGCUAUGAGCGCAGUUGACGAGUGCAACAGACAGUACAACUCGACCAACAUGGGGCUCUGGAGGAAAUGCCACCGACAAGGAUUCGACCAAGAGCUGGAGGAGCUGAUUGCCAAAGGAGCAAUUGAGCGGUGCACAUACAUCAAGUACCACUACUCCUCAGCGACCAUUCCCAAGAACCUCACCUACAACAUCACCAAGACAAUCCGCCAGGAUGAGUGGCAUGCCUUGCAUCUGCGCAGGAUGACAGCUGGCUUCAUGGGCAUGGCUGUGGCCAUCAUCCUCUUUGGAUGGAUUAUCGGGGUGCUGGGGUGCUGUUGGGAUCGAGGCCUUAUGCAGUAUGUGGCGGGGCUUCUCUUCCUCAUGGGAGGAACCUUCUGCAUCAUUUCACUGUGCACGUGCGUGGCUGGAAUCAACUUUGAGCUCUCCCGCUACCCCCGCUACCUGUACGGACUUCCCGACGACAUCAGCCAUGGCUAUGGCUGGUCCAUGUUCUGUGCGUGGGGGGGCCUGGGCCUCACUCUUAUCUCUGGCUUCUUCUGCACUCUGGCCCCUUCUGUCCAACCUGUCCCCAGGACCAACUGCCCCAAAUCUAGACCUGAGAAUGGGACAGUGUGCUAAAACAAAUAGCAAACAAAUACACACACACACACACAUACAUAUAUAUAUAUAUAUGUCUAUGUAUACCUAUACAUGCAUAUAUAUGUAUAUAUAAUUAUAUAUAUAUAUAUAUAAUCUCAAAUUAAUGCCAGUGCCAAGGUAGAGCUGAGUCCAACAUGGCACUCACAUCUCCACCGGACUCUGUGUCGCUUCGUUCUUUCUCACAGCAAUGGGAAAGCUUUUCUCUCACAUGGCUCUUCCAUCCAACUCUUAACUUCAGCAUCAUACCUUAGAGGUCGAAUGAACAUACAGUUGCACCUACCUACUGCCAUUUGGGAAGGAGAACAGGGGGUCUGUGUGGGGGAUCUGGAACCAGAAUCUGUACAGGACAUGGAGGGUGGGGUGGGAGGGACAAAAAGCCUGUCCAUUGCAGCCAGAAGGGAAAAUGCAAACAGCAAGCAAAGGAACAAAUCAAGCAUUUGAGCCACCUCGACAACGUACCUCCUCAAGGCCGUUAUCAGAAACCCACCCACUUUAUUUUUUUUUCUUAAAACAAAAUGACAG
Messenger RNA from Pygoscelis adeliae (Adelie penguin), 1428 nucleotides. RefSeq names its product transmembrane protein 178B (gene TMEM178B). The transcript has 4 exons. The coding region runs from base 1 to 885 and encodes 294 amino acids. NCBI's taxonomy places the organism in Eukaryota, Metazoa, Chordata, Aves, Sphenisciformes, Spheniscidae. Gene Ontology annotation, cellular component: membrane. The record is from RefSeq and is a predicted model, not a curated record.